Messenger RNA from Manduca sexta (tobacco hornworm), 1548 nucleotides. RefSeq names its product vitamin K-dependent gamma-carboxylase. NCBI's taxonomy places the organism in Eukaryota, Metazoa, Arthropoda, Insecta, Lepidoptera, Sphingidae. Gene Ontology annotation, molecular function: gamma-glutamyl carboxylase activity; vitamin binding. Bases 1 to 1548 code for a protein of 515 amino acids. Gene Ontology annotation, biological process: peptidyl-glutamic acid carboxylation. The record is from RefSeq and is a predicted model, not a curated record. The transcript has 5 exons.
AUGGCCAAUGAUUUGAAAAUUAAAGUUCUGGACCGUCUUGGCACUGUUUACGGCCGGACAUUAUUUCUCACAGUGCCGCAGACGGACUACAUCAUUGUUCACUGGUUUAUAUUCGUGUUCGACCUGACGGUGGCGGUGUGGAUGAUGUUAGCGCGCACUCGGCCGAUCGCGAUGGUCUUCUGCGCCCUCUUCCAUCUCAUGAACAGCAGAUUAUUUACUAUCGGAAUGUUUCCUUGGGUUUGCUUGGCGACAAUGCCUCUAUUCUAUUCCUUUGACUGGCCAAAACAAGUUCUUCUGAAAUACGAAGUAGUCUUACAUAUCUUAUCCGAGGCAACAUCCAAGAAAAUGAACAAUGCAACACUUUGUGAAAGUAAUCGAGAAAUUAAUGAUGACAAACAAUUAAAUGAUUCAACUUCUGGUUUAAAUAAUGAUAAAAAUUCGGAAGAUUAUGAAGGAGCCUCCAAGAAACCAACUGACGAGUUUGAUUAUAAUACUAUUAAAGAUGGCUUGACCAAUUCAGAUUUGAAUGAAAGUAAUGCGGAGGUAACUGAAGAAAUAAAAAAUGUUCAACACAGUGAUAAAAAGGAUCAAAUUAAAUAUAAAACUGCAAACGAAAAGAGAACGACGUAUAUAAUUUUAUUUUACGUUUUUAUUCAGGGUUUUCUACCGUAUUCGCAUUUUAUUACCAAGGGUUAUAAUAACUGGACGGAUGGUUUAUAUGGAUACUCUUGGGAUAUGAUGGUUCAUACUUGGGACGUACAAUCAGUCGUAGUAAAAAUUGUCGAUAACAAUAAUAACAAGGAGCUUUACGUGGAUCCGUACAUUUAUACUCUUAAUGAUAGAUGGUCAAGGCAUGGUGAUAUGGUUUACCAAUACGCUAAAUGUUUGAAAGAAAAAUUGUUGAUGGAAUUUAAGCACCAAAGUAAUAAACUUAUAUCGGAGAACAUUUCAAUUUAUAUAGAUGUUUGGUGUUCUAUGAAUGGCAGGUUUACACAACGAAUGUUCGACCCAAAUACUGAUAUAUUAAAAGCCAAUUGGUCACCAUUUCAAAGGAUUCCAUACUUAUUGCCAUUGCUUGACGAGUCUCUUGCAUGGAGACAUCGUUUAGAUGCGAUCAGGAAAAAUGUAUAUUCAUGGAAUAAUUACAGUGAUGUAAUAUUCUUCGCUGAUUUUCCAGGUUAUUACCAAGAAAAAUACAUUCCAGAAGAACUGUAUAAUGUUACUUUGACCGUGUUAGAAGGUACGGUCAUCUUUGAACCAGAAGUAACAAAUUUUCUUAUCGGCCAAUCGUACCAAUUAAGUAAUAAAGAUUAUGUCCAUGUAAAGGCGGGAAGCUUUCACAAAGUUAUCAACAUUGGAAAAUCCCCAGCAUUUUAUAUGUAUACUUUCAUGAAUAGCACAGAAAUAAAGAAAACACAAGAAGCAAAACCUAAACUUCCGAUAUUCAAAGAACUACGCAGACGGUUCAACGGAAUGGUCACUUUUUGCAAUUUAUUAUUUGAUAAUUUUAUGCAACUCUUAUACAAGUCACCCAAUAAAUGUACAUAA